GGGCAGCGGCGGCCGCGCGGGGCAUGGAGCUGGCAAGCCCGCGCUGAGGCAGGACGCGCCUGCUAGCAGCCAGCGAGAGGCUCUCGGCCGCCCGGCGCGCGGGCUCCCCGGCCGAGCCGGGCAAACUUUUCUUUCUCUUUUGCCCUCUCCAGAGGCGCCUUCUGCGGCGGGCGGACCGACUCCUCGGCGCGGCGGGGCCGGGGCAGGCUGGACGCAGCAUGAUGCGCGCAGUGUGGGAGGCGCUGGCGGCGCUGGCGGCGGUGUCGUGCCUGGUGGGCGCGGUGCGCGGAGGGCCGGGACUCAGCAUGUUCGCCGGCCAGGCGGCGCAGCCCGACCCCUGCUCGGACGAGAACGGCCACCCGCGCCGCUGCAUCCCCGACUUUGUCAACGCGGCCUUCGGCAAGGACGUGCGCGUGUCUAGCACCUGCGGCCGGCCCCCGGCGCGCUACUGCGUGGUGAGCGAGCGCGGCGAGGAGCGGCUGCGCUCCUGCCACCUCUGCAACGCGUCGGACCCCAAGAAGGCGCACCCACCCGCUUUCCUCACCGAUCUCAACAACCCGCACAACCUGACGUGCUGGCAGUCCGAGAACUACCUGCAGUUCCCGCACAACGUCACACUCACACUGUCACUCGGCAAGAAGUUCGAGGUGACCUACGUGAGCCUGCAGUUCUGCUCGCCACGGCCCGAGUCCAUGGCCAUCUACAAGUCUAUGGACUACGGGCGCACGUGGGUUCCCUUCCAGUUCUACUCCACGCAGUGCCGCAAGAUGUACAACCGGCCGCACCGCGCGCCCAUCACCAAGCAGAACGAGCAGGAGGCCGUGUGCACCGACUCGCACACCGACAUGCGUCCGCUCUCGGGUGGCCUCAUCGCCUUCAGCACGCUGGACGGGCGGCCCUCGGCGCACGACUUCGACAACUCGCCCGUGCUGCAGGACUGGGUCACGGCCACCGACAUCCGCGUGGCCUUCAGCCGCCUGCACACGUUCGGCGACGAGAACGAGGACGACUCGGAGCUGGCGCGCGACUCGUACUUCUACGCCGUGUCCGACCUGCAGGUGGGCGGCCGCUGCAAGUGCAACGGCCACGCGGCGCGCUGCGUGCGCGACCGCGACGACAGCCUGGUGUGUGACUGCAGGCACAACACCGCCGGCCCGGAGUGCGACCGCUGCAAGCCCUUCCACUACGACCGGCCCUGGCAGCGCGCCACCGCCCGCGAGGCCAACGAAUGCGUGGCCUGUAACUGCAACCUGCACGCUCGCCGCUGCCGCUUCAACAUGGAGCUUUACAAGCUGUCGGGGCGCAAGAGCGGGGGUGUCUGCCUCAACUGCCGCCACAACACGGCCGGCCGCCACUGCCACUACUGCAAGGAGGGCUACUUCCGCGACCUGGGCAAGCCCAUCACCCACCGCAAGGCCUGCAAAGCCUGUGAUUGUCACCCGGUGGGCGCCGCUGGCAAGACCUGCAACCAGACCACGGGCCAGUGUCCCUGCAAGGAUGGCGUGACCGGCGUCACCUGCAACCGCUGCGCCAAGGGCUACCAGCAGAGCCGCUCCCCCAUCGCCCCCUGCAUAAAGAUCCCCGUGGCGCCGCCGACCACCGCCGCCAGCAGUGUGGAGGAGCCCGAAGACUGUGACUCCUACUGCAAGGCCUCCAAGGGGAAGCUGAAGAUUAACAUGAAGAAAUACUGCAAGAAGGACUAUGCCGUCCAGAUCCACAUCCUGAAGGCCGACAGGGCGGGGGACUGGUGGAAGUUCACGGUCAACAUCAUCUCCGUGUACAAGCAGGGCGCCAGCCGCAUCCGCCGCGGUGACCAGAACCUGUGGAUCCGCUCGCGGGACAUCGCCUGCAAGUGCCCCAAAAUCAAGCCCCUCAAGAAGUACCUGCUGCUGGGCAACGCGGAGGACUCGCCCGACCAGAGCGGCAUCGUGGCGGACAAGAGCAGCCUGGUGAUCCAGUGGCGGGACACGUGGGCGCGGCGGCUGCGCAAGUUUCAGCAGCGCGAGAAGAAGGGCAAGUGCAAGAAGGCCUAGCGCGGAGGCAGCGGCGCGCCGGGGCGGGCGGGCAGGCGGGGCCGGGGCGCGGGGAGCGGGAGCGGGCGGCCCGCCACCGCGGCCGGCCCGGCUUGUGUGGACUUGGCCCGCGAGGGCGUUCCCAGCUGGGGGGCGGGGCGGGGCCGCGGCCGGCGCGGGGGCGGGGUCCACGGUGGCCCCGCCCCCGCCCCGCCCCACGGGACCCCUCCCCCGCGGCCAGGCCCCCCGGAGCAAGGAGGGCGAGACUCAGCUACCUCACGGCCUCCCUCCGGAGCCGCGAUGUGCUCCCCCGGGGCCGGGAGGGGGGCCCGGGCGGGCGCAGGACCGCGCAGGUGGGCCACAGCGAGGGCUCGAGAAGGGCGGCUGAGGAGAACUGUGAACUCCCAGGCCCGCCGCCAAACCAUCACCCCAAACACACAGGACCGAAGAAUCCCUUCCCCUUCCUCCCAGCCUUCGUUGGGAAUUCCCACAGGGAUCUUGGCGGCGACACCUUGGGCGAGGGGCAUUUGAGGGAGGCCUAAGUAGUCUGUCCAGCCCGCCCUCCACCUGCCGCCUCUGUCCCCCCGGGUGGGGGUGGUUUACAAUCUGUGCAGCCAGGGCAGUGAAGCUCCUGCUGGUCCUGCUCCCCGCCCAGCUGGGAGGUGGAUGCUGGACCAGGAUUCUGGCCCAGAUCGAGGGCAGUGGGCCCAAGGACACCCCCGAGAGGCCCGAGCCGGGUGGUCGUGGUCGGCCACCGCGCCUGCUGGCGCUUUGGGUUGGAGGCGGCCCUGCAAAUGCAAACCCUCCGUUUCCUUUUUGGAAAGUUGGAAGCAGCCCCUUUAUGACAUUUUCCAGGGGAGGGGGAAGGGGCGCUGGCUGGGUUUACGGCAGUGACACUGUUUGUGUAAUGACAUCAGCUCCCACAAGGCCCCUCAGCGGUGUCAACAGCUGGGGAGGGCCUGGAACAUAGGCUAAGGCGCUUGGAUGGCUGGGGGAAGUGGGGACUGCCGUGCCUUGAGGUGCCUGAGCACCUGCGCUGUGGGCUGGCAGGGGCAGGACCACUGGGUUUCUGGGUACCAAGGAAGCAGUCGCCACCUCCUGGAGCAGGGCCCGAGGCUGCUAGGCUAAGAAAGCCUGCUACAGCCCCUCCAGGCCGGGCUGCCUCCGCAGCUGUCCUGGUAAGGCCUAGGCUGCACCUGGCCACGCUCCACGGCAGCUGCCUCCUUGGUGGACGCCUCCUCGCCCCCGAGGACAGCCAGGCAUCCUUUCUAAAGCUUCCUAGAGAUACUGUCCCCAAGCAGGCAGCCCUGGUCCACGGGGUCUGAUGUCCUCACACAGGCUUAUGCCCCUGCCCAGCCACCUGCCUGAGCCCGCUGCACUGCCCCGGGGCCCCCCAGACCUGCCCGCACACUGAAAGUCAAGGCCUGGCUCUUCUUAGGAAAUUGGUUUCAUCUUCCCUGCUGGAGUUUGGCAGCCCAAAAGGGUCGUAGCCCAGCAGGAAGCUUGGGCCCUCCUGGUCUGGGUUCCCUCUGCCUCCCUGCUUCGGCCCGUGUCGCAGCUGCCGUGUACUGGGCACCUGCUCUGUGCCAGGCACUUUACUCCUGCGACCUCAUGUUAUCUUCACACCAACCCUGUGAGACAGGGGUUCUCACCCCCACUGACACGGAGUGAAAUGAAGCCCAAGGUCACUGGGCAGGAAAGUGGGAGAACUGGAUUCAGACUGGAGCUGGGCUCUCAGACCACAGGCCUCGUUGCACGCAAGCUCUGCGGCCCCUCUCGGGCUGCAGGGGAAUACUGCCAGGUGAGUCACCACUGAGGUUGGGCACAGUGUCAUCUUCAGAAGUGGCAGCCAGGCUGGUGGGCAAGUCUCUGGAAGCCUGGCCUCAGCUAAUCCUGAGGCUGUUUGGCUGCCUGGAGGUGUUUGGGGGCAUUUCAGAGACGCCCCCAGAGACAGGGAGAGGACAGAACAGCCCUGGGAAGGCGGACUGGUCUCAGCGGGAUCCAGGACCAAGGCUGAGAGCCAAGGCGCUUUUCCAAGCAGGCAGCAGCCCUCCAACGCCCCGUGUGGUGUGCGUGCGUUUUGUCGGCCCGGCCCUUGCGAGGCACUGCCCUGCUCAGACAGUCGUCCUGCUUCCGUUCACACCAGCCCGGCUGCUCUGCUCUGCCUGGAAGGGCUGUGGCAGCCCCGCCCCCUCCGGCCCGGGGCCGGAGUCUCCCCGCCACGUCCCCGAGGGGCUCGCACUGCUGGUGUCCCAGGCGCCCCUGCUCUGGAGCCAGCGGCCUGCCCAGCAGCAGGGCACUGUGCUUCCUGGUCAGCCAGGUCCAGCCUCGCCCUCCUGCUCAGCACCCCAAGGACAAAGGGGCCUGGCCUCUGCGGACGGUCAAGGUGGCAGCUCGGCCAGGUUGGCAUUUGUCCACACGGGCUGUCUACCCCGCGUCACAGGCUCAGCCCGAACCCCGGCCACCUCUGAACCCAGCCCCGCAGGCAGCAGUGAGGACCUAGCCUCGGGAAGCGUCUCUCUUCCUCCCCCGCCCCCCACCCCGGGAGAUGGAACCAGGAGGUGAGGUGUUGCAGUUUGUACAGUUAGGAAAGGGUGUGCAGUGGCGCUAGCGUUCGAAGAGUGUAUUAACCAGACUUGUGAUGUGUAGGUGCUUGAAGAAAAACAUACCAGGUUAGUGUUUAAAAGAAAAAGAUUCCCAGUUGUCCUUGUCCUUACCUGCUGGGUGGCGCGGGGUCCCUGCUUUUCUGCCACACGGUAACGCUGAAGGUUGGGGUGGAGGUGAGGGGACAGAUGGGGGGCUGCCCCCUGGACCUGCCUGCAGGCUGAGGCUUCUGUGCCGAGCGAGCGAGCCAGCGGCGCAGGGACAGCAUCCUCAGGUCCCACAGCUGCCAGGGAGGGAGGGAGGGAGGGAGGGACCUCUGCGGCCCAAGCGGGGGAGGCCGGGAGCUGCCCACUGGGGCUCUGCCUCUGCAGGAGCCGCAGGAACAGGCACAGACCGCCUUGAGUUGCCCGGGCUGCGCCGCGAUAGAAAUCACGGAGACCCCGAGGGAUCAGGAGCUGGUCCCUUUAGGUAACUGAAAAAUGUCAGGGUCUCCGUGUUCAAAGGCAGGCUGGAGAGUGGAGCAACCGCAGUGGGGUUACCGGGCCCAGACCCGGACCACAGCCAGGCCGCACGCUAGGGUAUCCAGACCAAGCCAGCCCCCCUCCCCUCCUGCUCCCCAGCGCCUCCCACCCUCCCCGACUCCCUCCUGCCUUUCGGAGUUCUGUUCACUCAGAAUUGUAAAUGUUUAGUUGUGACCAUGACAUAUUGUUUGGGUCAAUGUUCCUUUCCAAUGCAUACUAAUAUAUUACAGUUAUUAUAUAUGAAUAUAUUUAAUGACAUGAAAAAGUUGUGGAUUUUUUUAAGGUUUUUUUUUCUUUUUUUUUUUGGUUAGAAUUGUAAUGGACCCAGAUGGAACUUGUAACUUGGGCCCCACAUGAUAGAACUAAAUUCCGAUAUCAAUUAAAUAAACUCUUGUACACUGUU
Phacochoerus africanus (Common warthog) is the source of this 5540-nucleotide messenger RNA. RefSeq names its product netrin 1 (gene NTN1). Lineage: Eukaryota; Metazoa; Chordata; Mammalia; Artiodactyla; Suidae. Gene Ontology annotation, molecular function: protein binding. The transcript has 7 exons. The record is from RefSeq and is a predicted model, not a curated record. The coding region runs from base 219 to 2033 and encodes 604 amino acids.